AUGGGUAAUCAAAACAACAGUUUGGUAUAGAAAGAAAAUUGCGCAAAUGAAUUGAGAGACAAAAUAGUUAAAGAAUUUUUGUAUAAAAAUAAUUAUAAAUAUUAAAAACUUUUAGGUAAGAACGAUUUUUCUUAUAUGAUAGUUGCUUAUUCAAUUAAAUUUGGAUGCUUAGUUUCUAUUAAGGUUAUUCAAAUGCUUAAUGGGGUAAAUAGAGUCAACAAAAAAAAGAUUGAUGAAUAAAUGUAAACUCUCUAAAAGAUUAGGAAUGAAAGCUAUGUCCUAUAUAUUAUUGAAUCUAUUCAGGAUGAAGAACAUGGAUUGUUUGCUAUAGUUUAUCAGUAUUGUUCUUGUAAUUUAGACACCAUCUUGAAUCUAAAUAAAUUGGAACUUGAAUAAGUAUUGGCUAUGGCAUAUUAACUGCUAAAGGGAUUAAUUAUUUUAUAUGAAAACAGUAUAACUCAUAAUAAUAUUAAACCUAAUAAUAUUUUAUUUUCUAAAUAUAAUAAUUUAUUCUUGAUAACUGAUUUUGGAUUAAAUCAAACUCCUUAAUCAUUUAAGUCUACUUAAAUAUUUUGUUGUAGAGAUUCUGAAAAUACUCAAGGAUUAGUUAUAUAAUAUAAUUCAAAUAUGAAAAAUUCUGAUAUAUUUAACUUAGGAAUAAUUUUAAUUGAAGCUUUUAUAUAGAGAAGACUAACUUAAAAUGAAAAAUAAGAUAUUAUUAAUUAACCAAGUCUACUUCAAGCUUUACCCUUUCUUAAAAAUUCAAAGAAAUUUAAAUUUGUUGAAUAAAUACUCUGUAAAAUGAUUGAUCAAAAUAACGAUGAUACCAAACUUCUACCAUAUUCCCUUCUUUAAAGCUUAGAUUAAUUUUCUAUAAAUGAAAACUCUCUUAAACAACUUAGGAUAUAAAAAGAGAAAAGGUGCAUUCAAAUAAAUGAAUUAUAUGAACUCUAAAAAAUAGUUGAUACUGAAAUUCUAAUAAUAAACUUUAGAAAGAAAAAUAUUGAUGCAAAAACAGCUAAAGAUAUAAGAAUCUCUUUAGAAAAGUGCAAAAAUAUUUCUGAUUUGCUUUUUGAUUUUAGCUUUAAUAAGUUAGGGUUAAUAGGAGCUUUGCAUCUAGGAAAAAGUUUAGAAAAAUGUUAGAAUAUUGAAACUAUAUAACUAUACCUAAAAGACAACUAUCUUGGUGCUACUGGAGUGAAAAAUAUUGGAUUAAUUUUUCAAAACUGUAAAAAUUUAGAGCUUUUGGAUCUAAAAAUGAGUAUAAAUAAUCUUCGAGCAGAGGGUGCAAAAAAUAUUGGAAUGAUAUUAGAAAAUUGCCAAAAUAUCAUUUAAUUGAAUCUAAACCUCGGGUAUAAUGCGAUUUGUGCAGAAGGUGCUAAAUAUAUAGGAAUGAGCUUAGAAAAAUGCUAAAGUAUAGCAUAUUUAAAAUUAGGCUUGAAAUUCAAUAAACUCGGCUAAGAAGGCGUAAAAAGCAUUGCAAAAAGCUUAGAAAAGCUAAAGGACAUUAAUUUAUUAAAAUUGAAUUUAUGUUCGAAUAGAUUAGAAGAUCUGGCAGUAAAGUCUUUAGGAAUAAGUAUAGGAAAAUGGUAAAACAUAGUUAAUUUAAAUAUUAAUUUAUCCAAAAACAGUAUUACUGAUGAUGGAGUCUAAAACCUUUUAGUAAAUUUACAAAACUGCAAGAAUAUAUUUAAAUUGAGUCUCAAUAUUAAAAAAACUUUGCAGACCUAAUAAGCAUUAGAAAUUAUUGGAAAGAGUUUAGAAAAGUUACCAGAAUUAAUUUCUUUUUAACUUAUUAUGACUGGUUUUAAUCUUGAAACUUCACAUUCAGUUGAAAUUACUAAAGAAGAUAAAGCUUUUAAAAAUUUUAUAAAAAGCUUAUAAUAAUGUAAUAAUUUAGUAUUUUUAGAUAUUAUAUUAAAUUCAGACUAUGAUAUCAUGUUAAAAUUUGAUAUUGGCUUGAAAAAAAUCAAAAAAUUAGUAAGAUACAACACUUUUUAUUCUUUAAAUUAUAAUGAGUAUUGA
Molecule: messenger RNA, 2025 nt
Organism: Tetrahymena thermophila SB210
Lineage: Eukaryota; Ciliophora; Oligohymenophorea; Hymenostomatida; Tetrahymenidae
Product: kinase domain protein
Exons: 1
Biological process (GO): activation of GTPase activity; nucleocytoplasmic transport; protein phosphorylation
Cellular component (GO): perinuclear region of cytoplasm; nucleus; cytosol
Molecular function (GO): ATP binding; small GTPase binding; protein kinase activity
Source: RefSeq, a predicted model, not a curated record